AUGCCGGUCCGCAGGGGCCAUGUGGCCCCGCAGAACACCUUCUUGGAUACCAUCAUCAGGAAAUUUGACAGUCAAUGUCGAAAGUUUCUCAUCGCCAAUGCUAGAGUGGAAAACUGUGCCAUCAUCUUCUGCAAUGAUGGUUUCUGCCACAUGUGUGGUUACACGCGGGCUGAGAUCAUGCAGAAGCCAUGCACCUGCAACUUCCUGUACGGACCCGACACCAAGCGGCUGGCCAUCGCCCAGAUGACGCAGGCCUUGCUGGGCUCCGAGGAGCGGAAAGUGGAGAUCAGCCUGUACAGAAAAGACGGUCAGUGUUUCCUGUGUAUGGUGGAUGUGGUGCCAGUGAAGAACGAGGAUGGCCUGGUGAUCAUGUUCAUCCUGAACUUUGAGGUCAUGACUGAGGACACACUCACACAGGAGCAUAAACAGGAGCUGAACCACCGCCUGCCCACCUGGCUCGUCACAGGUCGUCCACGAGGCUUUAAGCUGCGUUUUCCCCCGCUGCGUUCCUUGUCCAACAGUAAAUCUUCACUUGAUGACCCAGAGGCUCGUCACGUCCCCAUCGCCACACCUCUGCCACUGCAUCCGAACCACAGCAGUCACAAGUCCUUAGGCCCGGGGGAAUUCCUGCCCCUCUCGUCUCUACCACCAGACCUCAGUGGAAGCAGGUCAGUUCUUCAUAGUUGGCCAGAAGACGGCCAGGAAGACCAGCGCACUGCCCAUCUGGUCGGUCCUCUCAACCAGUCGUCGCCUUGCGUAGGAGCCCACCAUCGGCUCAGCCUCAACCCAGACGGCUCAACCUCGAACUGCUCCCUGUCUCACAGCCGCUCACGGGAAAGCUUCCACAGCAUGCGUCGCGCCUCUUCUGUAGACGAAAUCGAGGCCAUGAGGCCCGAUUGGGACCGAAAGAACCGGAGGGCCAGUAUCCGGCCAGCCAGCAGCAGCACCGGUGCAGUGAACAGCAAGUCAAACAUUUUGAACUCCACAUCAGAUUCGGACCUGAUGCGGUACCGUACAAUUUCCAAGAUCCCUCAGAUCACCCUCAACUUUGUGGAUUUCAAGCCAGACCCACUCAUCGCCCUGCCCCCCGGGGAGAUGGACAUCAUAGCUCCCUGCAAACUGAUUGACCGGACACACAACGUCACAGAGAAGGUCACACAGGUAGAGUGCCGUCCACAGGUGUCGUGUAGGCUGUCCAGAGGGGCGUGA
Menidia menidia (Atlantic silverside) is the source of this 1209-nucleotide messenger RNA. The record is from the annotation of a GenBank genome assembly. NCBI's taxonomy places the organism in Eukaryota, Metazoa, Chordata, Actinopteri, Atheriniformes, Atherinopsidae.